This is a messenger RNA of Psammomys obesus (fat sand rat), 615 nucleotides long. It is a transcript of the gene Rergl, whose product is annotated as RERG like. The record is from RefSeq and is a predicted model, not a curated record. The coding region runs from base 1 to 615 and encodes 204 amino acids. The transcript is spliced from 5 exons. Lineage: Eukaryota; Metazoa; Chordata; Mammalia; Rodentia; Muridae. Gene Ontology annotation, molecular function: GTPase activity; GTP binding.
AUGAGUGAUGUCAAGCUUGCUGUCUUGGGUGGCAAAAGUUCAGGAAAAUCAGCUCUUACAGUAAGGUUUCUUACUAAGCGGUUCAUUGGAGAAUAUGCUUCCAAUUUUGAAUCUAUCUAUAAUAAGCACUUGUGUUUGGAAGGUAAAACAUUGAAUCUGGAAAUAUACGACCAAUGUUCUCAACCAGAGAAAACAAGAUGCUCUCUCCCAGGUGAACUGCACUGGGCAGAUGGCUUUGUGAUUGUGUAUGACAUCAGUGACAGGCCUUCCUUUGCUUUUGCAAAAGCCCUUAUCUACAGAAUUCGGGAGCCACCUACUCCUCAUUGUAAAAGGGUGGUGGAACCAGCUGUGGUUUUAGUUGGCAACAAGCAAGACCUCUGCCACAUGCGAGAGGUUGGCUGGGAUGAAGGGCAAAAGCUGGCGAUAGAUUUCCGCUGCCAAUUCUGUGAGCUGUCUGCAGCAGAGCAGUCCCUGGAGGUGGAGUUGAUGUUUCUCAGACUCAUCAAGGACAUUCUGAUGAUCCUCAAACACAAGGAGAAGAGGAGACCCAGUGGAUCGAAAUCAAUGGCCAAACUGAUCAAUAAUGUAUUUGGAAAGAGAAGGAAGUCUGUGUAG